Molecule: messenger RNA, 2544 nt
Organism: Effrenium voratum
Lineage: Eukaryota; Dinophyceae; Suessiales; Symbiodiniaceae
Source: the annotation of a GenBank genome assembly
AUGAGUGGAGACCCAGCUCCCGACCCAGCUCCCGCGCAAGACAUGGCGACGGACGAGAGAAGCUGCCGGCACUUCAGACCCACAAGGUGCUUCUUGCGGGUGCAGUUGACCUUUGAUCCGCCCGGCGAGCAGCCUUCUGCCCAGAUGCUUCAGGCAGCCAUCCAUGAGGCGAUGCACAGCGCUUUCGGUUCUUGCGGCGCCAGCUUGUGCCACUGGUCCUUGCUGUCGGCACCUGACGAGAAGGGUUGCUUCUUCCUCCGGGUGCGUCCGGAGCACCUGCAACAGCUCCGCUUCGCGUUGACGCUGACCCGCUGGCGCCGCCGCAGCCGCGCGGACGUGCUGGCGGCAACUAUCAGUCCAAUGGCAGUGGACGAGACUGGUCGGGUAGCCUUGGAGUCUGCUUGGCACGGGCUGCGACUGGAUCCCAUUGUGUACUUUGCUCACGGGUUCUUCUUGGGUGACUUCGAGUAUCGCAACGGGCGCCGAACGCCUCAGCCCAACACCUUCGGCUCGCGGCCAGAGCCGCCGCCCAUGCAGCCGCGAGGCGCGCCCGCCGAAGUCCAAGCGGGCCGCAAGCGCGCAGAGCACGCUCGGCUGUCCCAGGCCGAUCGUUGGAAGCUGCUGCACAUGGAGCGUGGGGAGGGCUUAGGUGGGGCUCAGUCGCAGAGCCUCAGCUCGCUCUCCAACACGCCGUGCUUGUCCUGGAAGGAGGCCACGAAGGCCGCGGGUCGCCGGAAGGCGCCGAAAGGAAGGGGCAGCCUGGCCAAGGAGGGCGAGUUCUCCGAGCUCACUCCGAAUGUGCCGGGCAGGGCCGCUGAGGGCGAUCAAAGCGUACCACCCGGCCCUGGCGACCACACCCGCGGCAUCCGAGGGAGCGCCCCUCAUUUUGCAGCAACCUCUCACAACUUGGGGCAGGUGGAGUCGGGCUUGGAGAAGAGGUUUGAAGUAGAGCUGGCAGCAGUGAACCGCGCUGCCCGAGUGCAUGAGGCAGACAAGACUUUCAAGCGACAGGAAGGCGACCAUUCCCUUGGCAUUGUGGCAAAGGCACCGUUCCACAAGUCCACCCUCUCAGAGUUGGGCGAGGGGCAGAAUUUCACCACGCCGGACUACGGGGCGCCUCACAAGUAUCGUUUUGCUGCCAACCCGAUUUUCUUCGACAAGCCUGAUCUUCAGGCGAAGAAGGCGCAAGAGGGAGAUCAUUGCCUGGGCAUCAAGGCGGGACAGUGCCGCGUGCAGCUGCCGCUUUCAGCGUCCAGAGGUUUUGGUGCCGUGUCGAAGCUGGCCAUUGUGCACGAGCGAACUGACCGCGCCCGGCACAGGCUUGGGGACAUCCCAGACUGGCCAAAGAAGCGCUACGAUUUCGGAUCAAUGUGGAUUCUUUUUACUGCGUUCUUCAUAUCAGUCAGCGCCUACAACCGGCAGAGGGCCUUCGUGCAGGUCCUUGUGAACCGAUCCCAUGACAUCGGUUUGCUGACAAGCUCAUUGAUGAGAUCAGAGCGGGGUUUGCGAAAGACAGUGCAGGUGCGGUUCAGCUUGCUGCAGCCAACCAAUGACGUUGUCAGCCUGCUGAACACACAAGUGCCUUUCUUGAAGAACUCGCUCUGCUGGGCAGAGAAGAACCUGGCAGCCACCCUCAUGGCAAAUCACGCCUUCGGACAUCCGCCUGAGUACGUGGUCUACACAGAUAACCAUACUCACUCGCAUGCGCAGGGCGUUUUCCAAGAUUUCCCUUGGCAUCGCUACCAGCUCAUUAAUCUGGACACAGAUCCACGUGAUCCCAUCCGUAUGGCACCUUUCAACAAAAGCGAGUUUGACGACAAGAACUUGGCUUCGGUCAGAAGGACCUUGGCAGACAGCGACCACCUGUCCGUGAGCAGCGGGCGACUACUUCUGGGUACAGACAUCAAGUUCUUGCAGAAGCCCGAUGACUUCACCGAGGCCGCGGCAUCGCUCAAGGAACACGAGGCGAUCUACAUGAUCGACCGCUUCUGGCAGGGGGAGACGGCGGAUGGCCAGCCCGUGAGUGACGUGCUGUACCGAAUGAACCACUCGGGGCCGCAGUGCCCGGGCCUUCUGGGGGACUUUGUCUACCUCAGCCCGGGUACAGAGGUCUCCAUGCGAAAUCUGCAGUCCAAGAUGUUGUGGUACAUGAACCAGCCUAGGCUACUGACAAGGACCAUCCCGCCCUGUCCCGCCAGCUGUAUGGCCUCCAAUGGCCUGCAUGCCAUCGAUCAGUUUGCGCUGGUCAUGGCGCUGGGCGAGGCAGUGAGGCCUGCUGGGCAGGGCUGCUUUCCGCUGGAUGCAGAGAAGUACUCUCAUUGGUACCCGCGCACUACCAAGACGCAGGUGACCCACGACAAGACCAUGGAUGCCUGCAUGCUGAAGAGCCCCCAAGAAGAUUGGAGUUCGGACGAGGAUGAGGACAAGUUGAGGAUGCUGUUCGCAGUCAUCCUGCUGCUGCUUAUUGCCGUCACCUCCUUGUUCUGCGCCUUCCUGGAGGAGAAAGGAGACCCUGGAGAUUGGAAGGGCAUGUGCAGCUCGUGA